Molecule: messenger RNA, 3738 nt
Organism: Symbiodinium sp. CCMP2592
Lineage: Eukaryota; Dinophyceae; Suessiales; Symbiodiniaceae
Source: the annotation of a GenBank genome assembly
AUGGUCGAGGGCACCCAGCCGCUUCCCAUGCUGACGCCGGCAGGGGAGGUGCUGGCAUCGACAAAGUAUGGGUACGAGAUCUAUACAAAGUGUGCUGCGCUGACCGACACCGAGCUUGAGACGCACACCCGCAAGAAUGCAAAAGAGUUGGGUUUGAAGCCUUUCUCCAGCGACUACGCAGCCCCAGACAGCUCGAGCAAGCUGUAUCUUGUGAGCCUGGUGGGAAUGUCGUCUGAGAUGCGCGAGACUGUCAGGAAGGUCAAGAUCCGGCACGAGACAGCCGCUCAGUCCAACGAGUACUGGCUCAUGCCCCAGAAUCAGCUCGUGCCCGAGCAGACGAAGACAGUGUUGUCACAUGUUGAGAAGCAGGUCACAAGCCAAAAGCCCAAGAUGGGAGGCCAGAUCAUGCUGAAGACAUUGGGGGAGCUGCGUGAGGUUGCGGAUCGCCUCGACAACCAGACCCGCAGCGCCGCCGAGAGUGCCAAGCAGCCAGAGCCAAAGCCAGAUCUCAGUGCAAUGUUCGAAGACGACGACCAUGAGGACGAGGAUGACGAAGAGACCAAAGCGGCCAAGGCUGAGGCAGCUGCGGCGCUGAAGGCUGAGGAGGCCAAGCAAGAAGCUGCACAAGCUCUCCUGGCAGGCUUCCACGACGGAAGCUUGAACUCAGCUGCGCCCAAGCGACGCAAGACGGCCCAGACAGCACAAGCACAAGCGACUGCCUCCGUGGAAAGGUCGAGUGGCUCGGCCAUGGUUCCAUCGGCCGCAGCUGGGACGGGGGCCUCCGACAAGGGGGAAGGCUCUACGAGCAAGAAGCAAUCCAAGAUGGACCAGGAAGUGGACAAGUUGGAUCAUGAGAUGAAGAAUGUAGCGCUUGCGCACUACAGUAUCAACAACAAGAAGAAUGUGUCCGUGAAGUGCCUGCAGGAUCUUCGCAUCGAGAACUUCACUGCACUGAAGACGGACCACUCGAAGGGUCACGCCAUUGCAGGGGCCAAGAAGAUGCUGGAUGGCAUGGAGGAGAAAGCGGCGGAUGCGCUUGAGACGGUUGCCUUGCGGCAGAGGUACGAGCAGUGCAAAGCCUUGAAGGAAAUCUCCGAAAAACCCGAGCUUGCGGAUGUGGAGUUGGGUGACCUUGAAGAGCUUCUUUCGAAGCUAGACAAGGUGGCGCAGCACCUUCCACCGCAGUGGCGAGUGCGGACAAAUCGGGCCCUCGUUUUCCAGCACUUGAGCAAAGCGUCGGACAUCUUCGUGGCGGAGGAAGACGACGUCGAGGAGGCUGAGCGGAAGAAGGAGAUCAUUGUGGAGCACUACAAGAACGCCGUGGAGGCAUGUUUGCCUUGCAGAAGCUACAGCCAGAUGCCCUGGACCCCGUCUGCCGGCACGAGCACCAACAUGAUCACUGAGGCUUUGGAGGAGCUCUCGGGCCUCACCCAGGCUGCCUUUGAAUCUUCGAUCGGCGACGAGACCGCCGCUGAGAAGGUGGAGGCAUUCAAGCAGGAGGUUACCCCAGCUCUGGAGGCCGGGAAUGCUGCAAAGGCCUUGAUCAUGGAUAUGCUGGGCAGCAAGGGCUUCCGGAAGAUCCUGCGGAACUACGAGACGUACGAGCUUCACUUGGAGAGCUUCUGCGAAGCCACAGCAGCCUGCUUGGACGAUGCGAAGGAGCUCUUGGCCGAGUGGGCGAGCAUGGACUGUCUGCCGGAGGUGAUCCAUGCUUUCGAGCCAGAAUUGGAUCGUUUGACAGAGUUCCUGAAAUUCUUGUCGAACGCUGUGUUCCCUCUUAGCAAGUGGAUGGAGCAUAGUGCCCAGGACGUGGCCACAUGGAUGGCCGCCGUCAGAAAGUCGGAUGCAAAGGUUGAGAAGGACCUGCUUGCCCUGAUCAACGAGGAUGCGUCGUGGCGAAAGCUCGUGGAUGAAAUCAUCAAGAAGUCCCCUCACGCCGUGACAAUGCAGCCCCGUCGAGAUCGGCUCCUCGAGAGUGUGAAGCAAGGGGGCUACACCGCCUCACGCCUCAAAGAAAUGAUGCUCGAGUAUGAUGCAGUGCGCAAGGGCAUGAGGGAUGUCGAGAUCGAAGAGAUCACCUUCCUUCUUCAGACGAAGUUGCGGGCGUUGGCUGAGGGCAUCAUGAGCAAGACAACAGAGGACCUCGCAGCAGGGCGCUGCAGGACUGUGGAGAUCAAUGCGGUUUUGGAUGGUCUCCGUGCUUUUGUCGAGGAGUCUGGCAUUGCAGACAUCAUUGCUUCCUUGAAGAGUUUCUGGUCCAAGCACCAGAAAAGCUUGGCCUUCAACGAUCUGCUCGAGAUCGCUGCGCAGGCGGAGAAGGACACGUGCAACUUGGCGGAUCUGGAGGAGAUCUUGAGUCGAUGCAAUGUGGCCGAUUUCCCGGUCCUGCGUGACAAGCUGUCAGACAAGGACAAGAUUCUCCUGGGCGGGUUGCUUGUGAGCUCCAUGCGUUCCAUUUUCCUAGAGGCCUGGUUUCUGCUCUUCAGGAUGCAAGCCAGCAGCCAGCUGUUGGGCCGGGCUCUACAUUACAUGUGCGUCAAGCAGAAAGGAGGCAAUUACACUGUGAUCGCCGUGAUGAAGAGGGUGAACCUUGUGCAGAAGGUUUGCCACCUUCUCCAUGCGGAAGACUCCCAGCCCGCGAUUGCCUUCAGCAAGCACGUCGAGGUGUUGAAGGCUGGCGUGUCUGCCGGAUUUGAGCUGAGGAAGUUCAAGUCUGGUGGUGACACAGCGACAAAGGCUUUGGACACCGACAAGAAGAAGACGCAGCUCAUGACCGUGGUCAACACCUACAUGGGAUUGCAAAAGAAGGGUCACGGACUCACCGGAGGGGUCGCUACGGCAAAGGAGGAGCUUGCCAAGGAGAGCCAUGAAACAGGCACCGAAGCCGAUGCCUGCAACAUCAAGAUCCUUGAGAUGGUGGAGCUGGACACCCUCGGCCUCUUCUACGAGUUGUUUCGGGACGAGCUUCUCAGUGACGCAAUAUCCCACAUGUGCUGCGGUGCUUCCGAGGCACUGCAUCAGAGCAUGCAGAAGAUGGACAAGUGCUUGAGUGGUGUUGUUGGGCGCAAGUCGUGGAAAGCCACUUUGGAGGAGGAGACUGAUCUCGACAAGGUGUUGCAGCUCGCUGAAACCACUUUGCUCAGGAUGCCGCUCAGGGGCAAGUCCUUCUUCGACAGCAUCGAGAAGUUCAAUCAGGAGCUACGUGAUGCUGAGGAGUUGGUAUCCAGCUUCGCCAAGAUCCAGGACGUGCUGGAGGCUGGCACGGGUGAGACCAUGGAACAGUUCGAGCAGCUCCAGGUCAACGUGUCCGAGGCGAAGCCUAUCUUGAAAGCAGCCCGCAUUUGCAACGUGGAGAGUGUGAUCGUUCAUAUUCUAUUGAAAGAGUCGAAGCAGCAGCUCACCGAUCGGGCCCAAGCACAAGGACUGCUUCGCGACAUGGUUGCCCAGGUGACGGGGAAUACGAACGGGAUUGUCCGCGAGGAUGUGCACCCGCUCUUGAUGACUGCAGCCGAAGGGUUCAGUGAGAAGAUGGAGUGUGCAUGGGGAAUUAUCUACGCAUUUGACAAUUUCGGUUGGGCAGUUGAGUAUAUCCUGCAGAGCAUCAACGACUGCAAGGUGGAAGGCAACGUCGAUGUUUUAUGUGCCGAAGCCAUUGGGGACAUCGUGUUCUCAGGAACCGGCAUGAUGCCAUCUGUGGCUUGGGCAUAUCGCGACUGUCGGCAGCGAUUCCUGAGCUAA